Molecule: messenger RNA, 1447 nt
Organism: Phasianus colchicus (ring-necked pheasant)
Lineage: Eukaryota; Metazoa; Chordata; Aves; Galliformes; Phasianidae
Source: RefSeq, a predicted model, not a curated record
AGAAUGCUUUCUGAAAAGUUCUGCAGGACAGAGAAGUUGAACACUUGAUCACAUGCAGGAGCACAGGAUAGAUGGAGUACAGCUGACUCAACAGCUUCAGGGGAUUUGGGUUUUGCAAUGGAACAGGUAUGGUUACUGCUCCUGCUGACGAUUAAAGUGCUUUCGGUGACUGCUCAGUUCAACGGCUACAACUGUGAUGCUAACCUCCAUAGCAGGUUUCCUGCUGAACGAGAUAUCAAUGUUUUCUGUGGAGUACAGACAAUUACUAUGAAGAUAAAUUUUUGCACAGUUCUUUUCUCUGGUUACUCUGAAACAGAUCUGGCACUGAAUGGGAAGCAUGGGGAUGCUCACUGCAGGGGGUUCAUCAAUAACAACACCUUUCCAGCAGUGGUCAUUUUCAUCAUCAAUCUGAGUACUUUGGAAUCCUGUGGAAACACUUUAGUGGUGUCCUCAGCUCGAGGUGUCAAUGCUUAUGGGAAUAUCUCAGUGGUACAGAUAGGUAAUGUUUCGGGCUAUAUAGAUACACCAGACCCACCAACUAUUAUCAGCUAUUUACCUGGGCUUCUGUACAAAUUUAGCUGUAGCUAUCCUCUGGAGUACCUGGUUAACAAUACCCAGCUUGCUUCGUCAUCGGCUGCUAUUUCUGUAAGGGAGAACAAUGGUACAUUUAUCAGCACUUUGAAUUUGUUGCUUUACAAUGACUCAACCUACAGCCAGCAGCUCCUCAUCCCAAGUACAGGUUUACCUUUGAAAACCAAAAUAUAUGCAGCUGUGAGAGCAACCAACCUUGAUGGCAGGUGGAAUGUUUUGAUGGACUACUGUUACACUACACCAUCUGGUAAUCCGAGUGAUGAUCUUCGAUAUGAUCUUUUCUUCAGCUGUGACAAGGAUCCUCAGACAACUAUCAUUGAAAAUGGCAAGAGCCAAAUGGGACGGUUUUCAUUUGAGGUAUUCCGCUUUGUGAAGCACAAGAACCAGAAGAUGUCUACGGUCUUCCUCCACUGUGUGACAAAGCUGUGCAGAGCAGAUGAUUGUCCCUUUCUUGUGCCAAUUUGCAGUCACAGAGAAAGAAGAGAUGCUGGUGGCAGAACAACUUGGAGGCCUCAGAGCACCUCUGGCAACGCUGUGAUCACUGCUGGCCCCAUCAUUACGAGGAGUGAUGAGACACCAACCAACAACUCACAGCUUGCUCAAGAUGGACCUCCUUUCCAGCUGAAUUCAGUCACCAGUGCUCUGAUUUCAGGUGUGGUCAUCCUUGGAAUCACAAGCGUUUUCUUUUUUGUGUGUUCCCUAACUCUUCUGCACAGAAAUUGGCCCAACAACUCGGUCUUGAGCGGCAUCCGAAAUCCAGUUUUUAACUGAAAGUGAUUUACUUGCACUUUUUGUUUGCAGUUGCCUUUCUUAUCCAUGAAAUAUGCUUCCACUAAAAAAAGAAAAAAAAAAAAAA